Messenger RNA from Haplochromis burtoni (Burton's mouthbrooder), 8966 nucleotides. It is a transcript of the gene tenm3, whose product is annotated as teneurin transmembrane protein 3. Gene Ontology annotation, molecular function: cell adhesion molecule binding; protein homodimerization activity; protein heterodimerization activity. Gene Ontology annotation, biological process: heterophilic cell-cell adhesion; neuron development; signal transduction. The record is from RefSeq and is a predicted model, not a curated record. Lineage: Eukaryota; Metazoa; Chordata; Actinopteri; Cichliformes; Cichlidae. Gene Ontology annotation, cellular component: neuron projection; membrane.
AAGUAAAACUGAAAAGUGUGUUGGGCUUGGCAGACAUUUGCACCCUUCUCGUUCAGAGUUGAUUUUGACGCUCUACUUUAACUGUACAUAGUGAUGGAUUAUAUGGGGCUUGAGCUGCAUCUACAUAAAGACUUUUUUAAUCUGUCUAUUUUAUGUUCAUCAGGGGACAGUGAAGGCUGUGCUAUUGGUUCCCAGGGACUCCGGGUCCCCACCCAGAAGUCCUAUUCCUCCAGUGAAACACUGAAGGCUUUUGACCAGCACCAAGACCAGACCAGGUUACUGUACGGGACAACCAAGGGACACAAGGACAUGGUUCACCAUGAAAAGGAUGAUUUUAACAGACAAGGUCAACACUUCAGUCUUCGUCAGCUGGGGAUCUGUGAGCCACCGUCUCGUCGCGGCCUGCCUUUCUGCCCUGAAAUGCCUCCACCCCACCGUGGUUUCUCAGUUGGUACAGCUCAGGAGCUAGACACUGAUAGUCAGGCAGUCAUGUCCCCAGAGCAUGCUAUGCAUCUGUGGGGCCGCGGAGGUCUGGGUAAAUCAUCCGGGAGGAGUUCCUGCCUGUCGAGCCGCUCCAACUCAGUGCUGACUCUAACUGACACUGAGCACGAGAACAAAUCGGACAGCGACAAUGGUUCUCCCAUGCCCUCCCCCUCCUGCCCAUCUGUCAUUGACCAAUCACAUCCACAGUCAGCUAAUCCCCACGACAACCCGCUGUUAGCCAACAUACCUGAGCCUAACUCAGAGGAAGAGGAGGAGGAAGAGGAGUAUGCUGCUCGGUUGUACUUAGCCGUAACAUAUGAGCAACCGUCCAAUCAUCACAACUCCAGCCUUCCUCCGGUACCACCGCCUCAUCGCCAACAACCCUCAGUAACAGCCCUUAGCCAAGCCCUGAGCGCCACACAUCACACUGGCCAAUCCCUGAACUCCACAAGGCAGCUAACCCCUCCUACUGGAAGCCCGGCCCCUGUGGCCGGCCAAUCACCAGCAGAGCUGCAGACCACGCCCCCCGAGAGCGUCCCGCUGCAAGACAGCUGGGUGCUUGGUAGCAAUGUACCUCUGGAAACAAGGCACUUCCUCUUUAAAACAGGCACCGGCACUACCCCCCUCUUCUCCACAGCUACUCCUGGCUACACUAUGGCAACAGGCUCAGUGUACUCCCCUCCUACCAGGCCGUUACCUAGGAAUACUCUAUCCCGCUCAGCCUUCAAGUUCAAGAAAUCCUCCAAGUACUGCUCAUGGAGGUGUACAGCCCUCAGUGCAGUAGGUCUGUCUGUACUGCUGUCUGUCAUGCUCUGUUACUGCAUCGCCAUGCACCUGUUUGGUCUAAACUGGCAGCUUCAGGAGAGUGAGGGAUACGGAGCCUUUGAAAAUGGAGGUGGAGGAAGAGACACAACACCCAACACAUUUAUAGUGUCUACAGACAACAGUAAGAUGCUUUUUCUAGAGAACAACACCAUAGACACAGGAGAGGUGGAUGUGGGGAGACGAGCCAUACAAGAUAUACCUGCAGGUGUGUUUUGGAGGUCCCAGCUGUAUAUCGACCAACCACAGUUCCUGAAAUUCAACAUUUCCGUCCAGAGAGAUGCUCUUGUUGGUGUGUAUGGACGCAAAGGCCUACCACCUUCACAUACACAGUAUGACUUUGUGGAACUGUUGGAUGGUAGUCGACUUAUUUCGAAAGACAAACGAGCACUGAGUGACACCGACGCAGCACACAUACGUCUAGCCGGUUCUUUCGAAGAAGAGUCUGAGGGAGGCCCCCGACAUAUCCGCUCCGUGAAUGUGCAUGAGGCUGGGUUCAUCCAGUACCUGGACACUGGAAUCUGGCACCUGGCGUUUUACAAUGAUGGACGAAACACAGAACAAGUCUCCUACAAUACCAUCAUCAUAGAGUCGAUCAUGGAGUGUCCUCACAAUUGUCAUGGAAACGGUGAAUGUCUCUCGGGGAUUUGCCACUGUUUCCCAGGAUUCCUGGGGCCCGACUGCUCUCGAGCGUCCUGCCCGGUGCUGUGCAGCGGUAACGGUCAGUACUCUCGUGGACGCUGCCAGUGCUACAGUGGUUGGAAAGGUACCGAGUGCGACGUGCCAGCCAACCAGUGUAUUGACAUCCACUGUGGAGGACAUGGUAUCUGCAUAAUGGGCGCCUGCAUCUGCAACACUGGUUAUAAGGGAGAGAACUGUGAGGAAGUGGACUGCAUUGACCCCAGCUGUUCGGCCCAUGGGGUGUGUAUUCAUGGCGAAUGUCACUGUCAGCCAGGCUGGGGUGGAGCCAGCUGUGAAAUCACCAAGGCCAUGUGUCCAGACCAGUGUUCAGGCCAUGGCACCUACAAUGCAGAGACCAGCACAUGUGCCUGCGACCAGAACUGGACUGGAGCUGACUGCUCUUUAGAGGUGUGUGAAGUGGACUGUGGCAGCCAUGGAGUGUGUUACGGCGGCGUAUGCCGCUGUGAGGAGGGCUGGACUGGAAGUGUGUGUGAUCAAAAGGCCUGCCACCCACUGUGCAGCAAGAACGGAGUUUGUAAAGACGGGAAGUGUGAGUGUGACCAGGGAUGGACAGGGGAGCACUGCAACAUUGCUCACAAUCCGGAUAUUAGAGUUAAAGGAUAUAAAGAGGGUUGUCCAGGUCUCUGCAAUAACAAUGGACGAUGCACCUUGGAGGCCAGCGGAUGGCACUGCAUCUGCCAGUCGGGAUGGAGAGGGGCGGGGUGCCACGUUGCCAUGGAAACACUAUGUACCGACAGCAAGGACAAUGAAGGAGAUGGCUUGGCUGACUGCAUGGAUCCAGACUGCUGUCUGCAGCCUUCCUGUCAGAAUCAGCUGUACUGCAAAGGGUCACCUGACCCAGGCGAGGUGCUCAGCCAGUCUCCAUCCUCGGUGCCUCCUCAACAGGCUGCCAGAUCUUUCUACCAGCGCAUUCACUUUCUAGUUGGGCCUGAAUCGACUCACAUAAUCAAUGGUGAAAAUCCUUUUAAUAAAAGCUUGGUGUCGAUAAUUCGAGGUCAGGUCCUGACAGCUGAUGGAACACCUCUGAUUGGAGUCAACGUGACAUUUGUUCACUAUCCUGAGCAUGGAUACACUAUAACACGCAAGGAUGGCAUGUUUGAUCUUCUGGCCAAUGGCGGGGCAUCCCUCACACUGAGCUUUGAGCGUGCUCCCUUCCUCACGCAGUACAGAACUGUUUGGGUGCCGUGGAAUGUCUUCUAUGUGAUGGACACGCUUGUGAUGAAGAAGGAGGAAAAUGACAUUCCCAGCUGUGACCUGAGUGGUUUCAUCAGACCGAGUCCUGUCAUUGUUGCUUCUCCUCUGUCUACAUUUUACAGAAGCUCACCUGAAGAUGGCCCCAUCAUACCUGAAACACAGGUUCUACAAGAACAGACAUCAAUACCUGGCAGUGAUCUAAACCUGAUCUACCUUAGCUCCAGAGCAGCAGGAUAUAAACCAGUGCUGAAAGUCACCAUGACGCAGACAUCAAUACCUUUCAAUUUGAUGAAGGUUCACCUGAUGGUGGCAGUGGUGGGCCGCCUCUUCCAAAAAUGGUUCCCUGCACAACCAAAUCUGUCAUACACAUUCAUCUGGGACAAGACAGAUGCCUAUGGCCAGCGUGUCUACGGACUAUCAGAGGCAGUCGUGUCCGUAGGUUUUGAAUACGAGUCCUGCCUGGAUCUCAUCCUGUGGGAGAAGAGGACGGCUAUUCUACAGGGCUAUGAGUUGGAUGCUUCUAACGUGGGAGGAUGGACACUGGAUAAGCAUCACAUCCUGGACGUACAGAAUGGGAUACUGUACAAAGGCAGCGGUGAGAAUGUCUUCAUUUCCCAGCAGCCACCUGUCAUCAACAGCAUCAUGGGAAACGGUCGUCGCCGCAGCAUCUCGUGCCCCAGCUGUAAUGGGCAGGCAGAGGGCAACAAGCUGCUGGCGCCCUUGGCUCUGGCAUGUGGAGCAGACGGCAGCAUUUUCGUUGGCGACUUCAACUACAUCAGAAGAAUCUUUCCCUCUGGGAAUGUUACCAGUGUCAUGGAGCUAAGAAACAAAGAUUUCAGGCAUAGCAACAACCCUGCUCACCGGUACUACUUAGCCACUGACCCAGUCACAGGGCAGCUGUAUGUGUCCGACACUAACUCACGACGGAUUUACCGCCCCAAAGUGCUCAGCGGUGCCCGUGACCUCAUCAGUAAUGGAGAAGUAGUGGCUGGUACAGGUGAGCAGUGUCCUCCAUUUGAUGAAGCGCGUUGUGGAGAUGGAAGAAAAGCUACAGAGGCCCAGCUACUGGGACCAAAAGGAAUUGCAGUUGAUAAAAACGGACUGAUCUACUUUGUGGAUGGAACUAUGAUUAGGAAAGUGGAUCGUAACGGGAUCAUCUCCACAGUGUUGGGCAGCAAUGAUCUGACCUCUGCACGACCUUUGACCUGUGACACCAGCAUGCACAUAAGACAGGUGCGGUUAGAGUGGCCCACAGAUCUAGCCAUCAAUCCCAUGGAUAACUCUAUCUAUGUGCUGGACAACAAUGUUGUGCUGCAGAUCACUGAAAAUAGACAGGUUCGUAUUGUGGCAGGUCGUCCCAUGCACUGCCAGGUGCCUGGUAUAGAGUACACCAUGGGAAAGAGGGCGGUUCAGACCAUGCUAGAGGGUGCUACAGCCAUCGCCUUAUCCUACAGUGGCGUUCUCUACAUCGCAGAGACGGAUGAGAAGAAAAUCCACCGUAUUCGACAGGUGUCGACUGAUGGAGAAAUUACCCAUCUAGCUGGAGCGCUAUCUGACUGUGACUGCAAGAAUGAUGCAAACUGCGACUGCUAUCAAACGGGAGAUGGCUAUUCCAAAGAUGCCAGGCUUAAUUGUCCUUCCUCUCUGGUUGUGUCUCCGGAUGGGACGCUGUAUGUGGCUGAUCUGGGAAACAUCCGCAUUCGAGCCGUGCGACGCAACCAACCACCUACGGGCUCUCUGGCUUCAGGUCCCAGUUCCUAUGAAGUGGCCUGUCCAGCCUCUCAAGAGCUCUACGUGUUUGAUGCAAAUGGGACUCACCAGUUCACCAUGUCUCUGGUCACUGGAGACUACAAAUACAACUUCAGCUACAGCAAUGAGGAGGAUGUGACUGCGGUGACGGACAGCAGUGGAAACACGCUCCGCGUGCGCAGAGACACUAACAGGAUGCCUGUACGUGUGGUUGCUCCCGACAAUCAGGUCAUUUGGCUGACCAUUGGGACUAAUGGAGGUCUGAAGACUCUCACAGCUCAGGGCCAGGAACUGGUCUUGUUUACUUACCAUGGGAACAGUGGCUUGUUGGCUACCAAGAGUAUCCAAAUUGGCUGGACUACCUUCUAUGACUAUGACAGUGAGGGUCGUUUGACUAAUGUGACCUUCCCCACUGGGGUGGUAACCAGUCUCCAUGGCGACAUGUCGUCAGGGGCUGUUGCUGUGGACAUUGAGACGUCAGGGAGGGAUGAGGACGUUGCCAUAACAACCAACCUAUCAUCAAUAGACUCCUUCUACACUCUGGUGCAAGACCAGCUUCGUAACAGCUACCAGGUGGGGAACGACCACUCACUGAGGGUGAUCUAUGCGAACGGGAUGGACACGCACUACCAGACAGAGCCUCAUAUUCUGGCAGGUGCUGCUAACCCAACUGUUGCGCGACGUAACAUGACUCUGCCGGGAGAGAACGGCCAAAACCUGGUGGAGUGGAGGUUCAGGAAGGAGCAGACGAGAGGAAAAGUCAUCGUCUUUGGAAGAAAACUCAGAGUGAAUGGGAGGAAUUUGCUGUCUGUGGAUUAUGAUCGUACACUGCGAACUGAGAAAAUCUAUGAUGACCACAGGAAGUUCCUGCUGAAGAUCAUCUAUGAUACCCAAGGCCAUCCAACACUCUGGGUUCCCAGCAGCAAGCUGCUGUCGGUUAACCUAACGUACUCCAGUUCGGGUCAGGUGACAGGUCUCCAGAGGGGUCCGACCACAGAGAGAUGGGAGUACGACAGUCAGGGACGAAUCAUUUCCAGAGUCUUCGCUGAUGGAAAGAUGUGGAGUUACACGUAUCUGGACAAGUCCAUGGUGCUGCUGCUGCACAGCCAGCACCAGUACAUCUUUGACUAUGACUCCGUGGACCGCCUGUCAGCAGUCACCAUGCCCAGCGUGGCCCGACACACCAUGCAGACCAUCCGAUCCAUAGGAUAUUACAGGAACAUCUACACCCCACCAGAAAGCAACGCGUCUGUUACUGUGGAUUAUUCUGAAGAUGGACAGCUCCUGAGGGUGGCUCAUCUAGGCACUGGCCGGCGUAUACUGUACAAAUACCGCAGACAGAACAAGCUGGCAGAAAUCCUUUAUGACUCGACCAGGGUCAGCUUCACAUAUGACGAGACUGCUGGUGUGCUUAAGACUGUCAACCUGCAGAGCGAAGGCUUCAUCUGCUCCAUCCGGUACCGCCAAAUUGGCCCACUGGUUGACCGGCAAAUAUUCCGCUUCAGCGAGGACGGGAUGGUGAACGCGCGCUAUAUCAACAUCUGGUUGGUCACAUUUGGCUUUCAUCUCCAUAAUGCCAUCCCAGGAUUCCCUAUUCCGAAAUUUGACCUGAUACAGCCAUCACUGGAGAUGAAAAAGAGCCAGCUGUGGGAUGACCUGCCCUCUAUCUCAGGCGUCCAGCAGGAAGUGACCCGUCAGUCUCAGGCCUUUCUGUCGUUUGAGCGCAUGCCAGAAAUUCAGCUCAGUCGGCGACAUUCAGACCACAACAAGCCUUGGCUGUGGUUUGCCACUGUCAAGUCUCUGAUAGGAAAGGGAGUGAUGCUCGCCGUGAUCCAAGGUCGCGUUGUGACCAGUGCUCUAAACAUCGCCAACGAGGACUGCAUCAAGGUGGCUGCUGUCCUAAAUAAUGCCUUUUACCUUGAGGGCUUGCAUUUCACAGUGGAGGGAAGAGACACGCACUACUUCAUCAAGACCAGCCUGCCUGAGAAUGACCUCAGCGCACUGCGGCUCACCUCGGGGAGGAAGUCACUAGAAAAUGGAGUAAACGUCACAGUAUCCCAGUCCACAACAGUCAUGAACGGGAGAACGCGGCGUUUUGCUGAUGUGGAGCUCCAGUACGGCGCCCUGACACUUCACGUGCGUUACGGGACGACGCUGGAUGAGGAGAAAGCGCGAAUCCUGGAACAAGCAAGGCAGAGGGCGCUGUCGAGUGCCUGGGCGCGCGAACAACAGCGAGUGAGAGACGGGGAAGAAGGAGUACGGCUAUGGACGGAGGGAGAAAAGAGGCAGCUACUAAGCAGCGGGAAGGUUUUGGGUUAUGAUGGAUACUACGUACUGUCUAUAGAGCAGUACCCCGAGCUAGCCGACAGCGCUAACAACAUCCAGUUCCUACGGCAGAGUGAGAUAGGGAGGAGGUAACACGGCAUUAACAGAAUCCAAUGAUCCCGCCCACUGACUGUCAGAGACUAACAAAAGCUUUUCAAACAUGGAUGUCACAGACUGAAACCAAGCCACUGAAGAGAUCCCGCGAUCCCUUUUUUUGGGAUCAAAAUGUUAAAAUGGGAUUUCUAGACUGAUGAUGUAACAAUCACUUCAGUGCAGCUGACCUGAAACACGGCUGCAGUUUGAUGGUCUGCAAACCCGGAUAAAGGUUCCUUUUUUCAGUUGUGUUCUUUUUCUCUAUCUCGCUUUCUCUUUUUUUCACCCGGUCGUCUGCCUUCGAACAGCUUGCACGCAUGACCCCCCAUCCCCGCCGCCUUUCGUGAAAGGUGGGGGCUAUAACCCGACUGCUAUAUUUGUGUGCUAGCUAGCUAUCAAACAGUGGGAUGUAGAGACUCGUUCAAGCGGCCGACUGAGGACUUUACAGUUACAUGAGCUUGCAAGCGUUUCAACAGCUGGUAACUGUCAGUGUAAUCGCCAUCUGUGCAUCCCUAAGAGAUGUUGCAGGUGUCGUAUCUCUGUUUGGAGCCACGUCUGUAGGCUCUGUCGUGUCCAUGGCUGAAGCAACUGAGUGGAACCACCGUCGUGGACUCUCUAAGAAGGACAGGCACAAAAAUUCAACUUUGUAUGAAAGCUGAAAAAAAUAAACUGAUUUUCUCUUUGAGUUUUUUUCUUUAUAUAAACUUGCUGUUGCUUCAGACAAAAAGGGUAUAUGAAAAUUAACAAAAACAUUUUUACAUAGUAUUACUUAUACCACUAUUACUACUUUUACUGCACCAUCACCACUGGAAUGGACCAUUAUAUGACCUGAACAAAGACAAACUUUGAUUUGUGUUUUUACUUAAAAGCCACUUCUUCCCAUUCUGUGCUCUAACAAGUUCUACAAAUUUAGAGAGACCACAGUCAAACUGACGUAUGUGAAGAACCAGGGCGACUGUAGGGCCACCGUUGUGUUUGCGUGGAUGUACAUUGGUCCUAUAAACCCCUGGUACCCUGGCUGCCCAGGUGUUAUUCACUUUUACAAAAUGUGACUCGGCCUCAUAACAAAUAGACUUGUGCUUUUCUCAGUCACAGGUAGUAGUAUUGCUUGCAAUAGAAACAUGUUAUCAUGGCUUUGGGUGGGAGGGGUGGGGGACAGGAUUGCUGUGAGUAGUAACAAAUCGUUGCUUCUCCCUUUAUUUUUGCUUGUUUAUCUUUAAAGGGACAGUGCAUUGCCAUCAGUGACAUUAACGAGUAACAGUAAUAGAUCAAAGAUCAAUGUGGAUGUUUACUCAUUGAUUGUGGGUCUCUGUACUCCUUUAGAGUUUCCAUUGUGCGUAUGUGUGUUUAUAAGGUUGAAAAGUAACUUUAGUCAUUUGGAAGGAAAGAGCAGGAACUUUCCACAGAGAGUUAACCUCAUAUGCUACCGAUCUUUUUUUCAACGACAGUUAUGACAAGUUGACAAUGUUUUAUGGUUUAUCUUUUUCUUUAUUUCGGAGGUUGGUGAAUUCCACUUAUACGUACAUCAAUAUUAGUCUCAGAGAAAGUAAUUUAUGUACAGUGUUUCUACAGUAAAGAAUAAAAUACAUUGAAACUAA